GAGGAUUAAAUGAGAGCAGUCCCAGCAGCACGAUGACAGCAUCCAGUGUGAGGCCAAACCCCCCACCAUUCGGGACGACGUAGGUUCUCCCGAAUAAAUUAUUAACCUUAAACCUUAGAUAUCAGUGAUUUACUGCGAGAUCUACCCGAGACACCUAUUAUCCUCCCGUGGCUUCUAACAACACGAGGUGGCCCACCGGACCGCCAGUGAUCUCCAUGGUCACGAGGUCCCGCCCUCCACCUGUUUUCAGCCAAUCCUGGAGGGCCACUCCCCCACCCCGAGCUGAUGUCUCAGCGGGCCGGACGGAUUUUGUUUUCUGGGCUCUGGAAGAGACAAGCGAAGCCUGAACCUCGAUAAAUGGAGGAGAGCGAGAGGUGUAGGAGCAGGUCUCCCGCCAGGAGGGCCAGCCGGGUGCAGCAGGUGGUGGGGACCAUUAUCCGACGCACCCGCGAGUCACUGAGCAGGGAACGGUUGCUGGGCGAUGGGAGGUCGCAGCGCUCCAACAGCCUGUCCAAUCAGAACUUCCAGGCGCGCCUGACGCUGCAGCUGGUCCGGGACCCGGUGCUGGACCUCCACUGCGGCCAUGGCUUCACCCUCACUGACAACACCCCCCUGCUGGUCAGGGACGUCACCGCAGGGACCCCUGCAGAUGGGAUUCUUUUCCCGGGGGACCAGGUGCUGCAGAUUAACGACACGGUGCUGGAAGAGCUGAGUGGGGAGCAGGUGGAGAACAUCCUAAGGAACCUGGAGGAUUCUGUUACCAUGACAAUUUUGCGGCACAUGACAAAUCCAAAGUCAUCCAUCAUGUCGGCGGAGAAGAGGGCGCGCCUGAGGAACAAUCCUGUCAAAGUUCGCUUCGCCGAGGAGGUCGUGGUGAACGGACUCACUCAGGGAAACUCCCUCCUCUUCCUGCCCAACGUGCUGAAGGUCUACCUGGAGAACGGACAGACCAAGGCCUUCAAGUUUGACAACACCACCACCGUCAAGGACAUUGUCCUGACCCUGAAGGAUAAGCUGUCCCUGCGAGCCAUCGAGUACUUCGCCCUGGUGCUGGAGCAACAGUACAGCAUCACCAAGCUGCUGCUACUGCAGGAGGACGAGCUCAUACAGAAGGUGGUACAGAAGAAGGACUCCCACGACUACCGCUGUCUGUUCCGGGUGUCCUUCAUCCCCAGGGACCCGUCGGACCUGCUGCAGGACGACCCGUCCGCCUUCGAGUACCUCUUCCAUCAGAGUGUCGGGGACGUGCUGCAGGAGCGCUUCGCAGUGGAGAUGAAGUGCAACACUGCACUGCGCCUGGCCGCCCUGCACAUGCACGAGAGGCUGGCCAGCUGCGGGCAGACACGCACCUCCAUCAAGAGCAUCACGAAGGAGUUUGGGCUGGACAGCUUCAUCUCCCCCACGCUGCUCAGCAACAUGAGGGAGAAGGACCUGAGGAAGGCCAUCGGCUACCACAUGAAGAAGAUCCAGGCGCUGCUGGAGCCCCGGCAGAAGGUGAUACCGUCCCCACAGGCCCGGCUGGCCUACCUCACCCAGCUGGGAGAGCUCAUUUCCUACGGAGGGCGGUCUUACACGGCGACCAUGAUGCUCCAAGACAGGGAGGCGCUGGUCAGUCUACUGGUGGGGGCCAAGUACGGCAUGAGCCAGGUCAUCAACCACAAGCUGCACAUGAUCUCCACGCUGGUGGAGUUCAGCAGCAUCAGCCGGGUGGAGCUGCUGUCCGAGUCGGACAAAGUCAGCCUGCUGCGCAUCUCCCUGCACGACAUGAAGCCAUUUGCCUUACUCAUGGACUCUUUGGCCGCAAAAGACCUAGCAUGUCUGCUGGGAGGCUACUGCAGGCUCCUGGUGGAACCCACUGUCAAUGUCUUCCGUCCGGGGCGCCCCAAAGUGCGGGUGCACCGGAUCCCUGCAGAGGAAGGUGUGUGUGGGAGGUUCGCCGUUAUAGAGGGCGUGUGCUAUGAGUCCCUAUCAAGUUACGUGUCCCGCUGCUGCAGCGACUCGGACGACUCUUCGGACGAGGACUACCCGAUGGAGGGGCAGGGCGGCCAGCCGCGGGACCCGGCGAGCCAGGACUGGGAGGAGAGGAGGAGGGCGGAGGAGCAGAAGAGGAGAGAGGAGGAGAGGAAGGAGCGGGAGGCCAACGACGGCAAACAGGAAGUGAGGAUCAUAGUGACGUCGGAGAGUAGGCAGGAAGGAGAGCAGGAGGAAGGCGCCACGGGCAGCGGCGCCGGCCUCCCCGGCGACCCGGACGAGGAGACGGGCCGGGAGUCGCCGUGGUACCACACCGACCCCCGGGUCACCAGCAGCUUCUCCAGCCUGUCCAGCGGCUCCAUCAGCACCGCCCUGGAGGAGAGCGGCUCCGGAGCCAGACCCCCGUCCCGCCUGGAGGCCCUCCGCAGCCAGCGGGCCGGCGAGGGGCUGGCCACCCUGGACGUCCACCACCCCUACAUCCUGGACCCCCAGCGGCCCCCAGCGGAGGGUCAGGACCCCGCCCGGGCCCUGAGACCCACCAACCUCAAUUACCGCGGCAACGACAACGCCUGCCUGUGCUUCGCCGACCUCUCCAAGGGGGACUUCCUGUCCAGUCCGUCGGGUGCCACCACCGACGACGACGACGAUGAGGACGACGAGGACGAGGACGACGAAGACGAGGCAGCGGGGCAGCUCAGGCGUAUCUCGAGGAUCCCCAGCUGUAAGGAUCUCCGGAUGAUCGACAACAUCCCGUUCGAGAAGUCGCUGAGUAGCAAAACGAAAAAGAAAAUGCCGCCCAGAGUCCCAGUGAGGACCAGUUCAAUCCCGGGCAAUAAACCAGACCUCAAGCCAGCGGAGCAUCGUCUGUCUGCGACCGAGGAGGGACUCUUCCUCACUCCGUCACCCAAUCCUAAACCAGCACUGGGGGGCAAAGAGGUCUCAGAGUCUGAGGAUGAGUUCUUCGAUGCACAAGAGAGAAUUACCCCCCCAGUUCCAGACCUUUCAGAAUCAGAAAUGGCUGACAGGAAGAAUGCGAAUCGGCUGAGUGGGACCUGGAACGGCUCUGUGCCGCUGAAAGAACCUUCUUCAUCAAACGGCAAGAGGCCUGCAUCCUCUAAGAGCAAAUCAGGAGGAAUGAUCCAUAAAACCCCACCAGAAACACUUCCCAAACAGCCGGCUUCACAGAGGUCAUCGCAGAAAGCCGAAGCCAAGGUCAAACCCCCGCUGGCACCCAAGCCCCAGCUUCUGCCCAAACCCCAAAACGUCCCCCCCAGGUCUCCUCAACAUGGCCGCUCUUACGCCCAAUGCAACGGGGAGGCCUCUGGCCGUCACUCCUCAGAGCUCCUUGAGAUGGAGCCGGAAACAAUGGAGUUUAAGUCGGUCACCUCUGGAGGCCUGCCCCUCUCCUCGCCGCUGGUUACUGCAGUGCGGCGCAGCCAGCAGACGCAUCCGAUCCCCUCUAAUCCAACACAACCGAGAGGCAAAACGCAAGAGAACGGCGUCAAACUAGACAACCGGCCAACACUGGAUAACCAGCAGAUACAGGGGAAUAAAUCGAGUGUCGUUUUCAAUGACAACAUUAAUGUAGCUGAUGUGAAUGGAACAUCUAAAGUCGAAGGGAAGAGCAAUGGGCAUGGGCCGUCCAGGGAUACGCAGGCACUUGUGAAAGGUGGCGAUCAUCCGGCCAAGAAGAGGCAACCCCCCUUGCCGCCAAUAUUGUUCUCUAACUUUAAGCAGCCUCCUCCAGUGUCCCCUAAACCCAUGUCCCCCAUUGAUCGCGACCGGUGCCCUCUCUCCCUCCCAGCCAGCACUCCUGUCUCCCCAAGUGAUCCGAUGAAAGUCUUCAAGGAUGGCCUCACCCCUCCCAACGGCAUCCACCCUUGGAGUAGCCGCAACGGCAGCGUCCAGUCAGGACCCAGGAGGGUCUCCCUGAGCCAUGAGAGCCUGUCGCCCAAGAACGCAGACGCCCCUCUGAGCCUCACCACCUCCCUCACCUCGUCCUCCUCCAAGGGGAUGGGGGUGAUGGAAGGCAGGGAACCAGGGAGGUCCGGGUCUGGGUCCGACCUGAGGACCAGCUCCUCCAGCCUGGGAGGCCGGCUGCCCGCGUCCGCCCUGAGGGGCAGGAUCCAAGCCCUGCCCUGGUACAUGACCCGUUCCCAGGAGAUCCUGGGCACUCUGGACUAUCCCUCCACCACCUCCAUCAACGGGGACACGUCGGGCUUCGGCUCCGGGCUGUCGGUGGCCAGCGGGGCGUCGGACCUGAACAAGACCCCCGUCAAGGACAAGGACGCCGCGGCUCCGAAGACCACCGGGAAGGGGAAGGACCUGGAGGAAGGGGCGGAGGUUGUCAUAGCAACCAUCAAAGAGGCCCAACAGGUGACCUCGCUCAUGAGGAGGGCCAGCGAGACCAACGGGUCGCACUCAAACCUGAGCCUCAAGGACAACGGUUCCCACGGUGACGGCGUUUCCUCAGAGCAGCCCCAGUCGCGGCCCCACUCGGGGGUAGGGUUAGGGGGCGUGCCCAGUAUCCCCAUCGGGGGGGACUCUCCGUCCUCGUCAGUGGCCGAGGGAACCCCCCCGCAGCCGUCCAAAGAGGCCUGCGGCUGCCGCACCGUCUACGCCAACUGCUUCAGCGGCGACGCCGAGGAGGGCGUGGGCUUCGACGAGGAACUCACUAUUUACGAGUUCUCCCGUCGAACGCGGCCCAAGCCGCCGCGACCGCCCGUGGUCCCGUCGCCGACCUCCACCUCUCCCUCGCCCAACCCGACCAUUUUGUCCCUGCUCAAGGACAACCCGCGGCCGCUCUCCACCUUCUCCACCGCCUCCGCUGAGCUCAGCCCCCUGGUCUCACACCCGGCCUCCCCCACGCACGGAUUCAGCGGUCCCCUUCGCUCCCUGUCCAACAAGCGCUACGGUGGACUGAAGGGCGGGUUCGCCUCGCUGCGUCAAGAUAUCGACCAACUUCUACUGGUGUUGGAGAGGGGGACGGUGGACUGGGCACAGCAGGUACCAAGCACGGAUCCAACCCAGGACAAGACAGCCAGGCAAGCCGGCUCUGAGGGCGACGACAUCCCAUCACUGCUCCCGAAAUGUCCUGGACAGGGCACCGCUUUCAUGAGCGAGGCGGAACGAAGUCUCCUCCAGGCCGAGGCGCGGAGGUUAGCGACCGGCUGCCAGCGAGCCACGCGGGUGGGCUGGGCGCCUGAUGAGGCGCUGCGGUCCUUAUCCAACAGCUUCAGCGCGCUGGUCCAGCUGUCUGCGGCCUGCCUGCGGGCCCACCCCUGCCCGGGCUGCGAGGUCUGCCACAACGGGGGCUUUUCCGAAGACAUGGAGGACGAAGGCGAGGAGACCUUGGACAAGCUGAAGGAGAUAGUGGGUCUCUACCGGGAGUUUGUCGGCGAUGUGGAGACCGCCGGGACCAGCGUUGGGGUGGGAGCACGGAGCGGUCUCACCGGGACCGGUCUGGGACAGGGGGACGGCGAGGGGGUGAGGCUGCUGGCUAAACGUUGCACGGUUCUCAUCUCGUCUGUUUUCGCCCUCACACAACUCUUCCGCACACGCUCACCAGACACCUCAGAGGCUCCUAGCCAUGCACCUCUGAACUUCUGACCUCCGAACUUUGAACUCUUCCCUGUGGACUGUAAAGGCCGGAAUAAACAGAAAGUGACAAGAAGAAAGGGCUGAAUGAAUCGACUGCUAUUUAGCACAGAGAUCUGGUUUGGGAUUUCCAUGUUAUUGUACAGUAAGUGCCAUGCACAUAGAAAUCUCACACACAUAAACACACGCACACACAAACACACUUACACCAUCUCUAAAACACACAAA
This is a messenger RNA of Gadus morhua (Atlantic cod), 5796 nucleotides long. RefSeq names its product FERM and PDZ domain containing 1b (gene frmpd1b). Lineage: Eukaryota; Metazoa; Chordata; Actinopteri; Gadiformes; Gadidae. The transcript is spliced from 17 exons. The coding region runs from base 358 to 5580 and encodes 1740 amino acids. Gene Ontology annotation, molecular function: protein binding. Gene Ontology annotation, cellular component: cytoskeleton. The record is from RefSeq and is a predicted model, not a curated record.